UUUACGCCAAAGCUUGUGCGCUAUCUACGUCUACGACUUACCUCUUGCCGUAAGCGUAAGCUAUUACGUUGCUUUGUGCUCCGACCCGAAAUUAGAAAAUUCUCGGUUUGAUCACAGUCUUCGUUCCAUAUUUAUAUCGUGUAUUUAUAUUGUGGUUAAGUUAAACAUGCCGAUCUCGUGCUGCGUUAAGCACUGUAAAAGCAAGUGGACAGCAGGAUGUGGAAUAAGUUUUUUUAGAUUCCCAAAGAAAGAUGAGCAGCGGCUGCAACUGUGGAUAGUAGCAGUUGGUAGAGGCCCAACGUGGAAACCAACAGCAAAUAGUAAAAUAUGCAGUUUGCAUUUUUCAAGUUCCGACAUAAUUUCCGAUUUCGGAUAUAAAAGCAAGGAAGUGAGGUCUACAGCAGUCCCGUCGCUUGCAGUGUGUACUGACGUAGAUGAAGAAAACAUGCCAAAUGCUCUGGAAAAAAGCGCAAAAGCUUCUGAAAUAGUUUCUAAACAAGUUUCUGAUCAAAACGCAAAUAGUGGUCCAAUGGUCGUUGAACAGGUUAUUCCUGAACAAUACUUAACAUGCCAAAUGGAAAUCUCUUCGGAUGAAAUUCCUACAACAGACAAUCUGCCAAAGGAAAUAGAAGCUCUUCACGAAAAAGUUAGCAGACUUUUGCGUCAAGUGAAAACUUUAAAACAAACACUAAGGAGACGCGAUCAUAAAAUAAAGAAUAUGACGGAGUUAUUUAAAACUUUACAAAAAGAGAAUUUAAUUGACAAACAUUCUCUAAUGACACUGAAGAAUCGAUUUGAAGGUAGUGAUUGUGAAUUAUUUGCACAAUCACUACCUUCGAACCAAUUGAAAAACAAAAAUCGAAAAGAUUGUGACCAUCAAUAUUCUCAUGAAUUGAAAUAAUUUGUUCUUCUGUGCGCUAUUACAAUUGGAAACAAAUAACUUUAAAACAUUGAACAUAGCCUAGACAUAAAGAUAAUUCUACACGUGAAAAAGUAAUUUUGCUCUUGACAAAACUAUAUGUGAAAAUCUUCAAUGUAACGUCCCAAGGAGAAAUAAAAAGACAAGGUAACGUCAAGUUGAUAUUAACUAAAUUAUAUCAUAUUUUAGUGAAUAUGACAUCAAAUUGACGCUAUUUUGACUUUCCAUUUUUUCCUGAGGUUGACCCGUUAGAAAUACCGCAUAAAAUUAAACUUAUUAUGGCGGUUGUGCGAAAGUAUUUUUGACCGUUUGACUUUUUUCAUUUGGAAAAUUUUAUUCCAACGAAAUUGCAAUGCUUAUACGUAAACGGCACGUGAAACAAAACAAAUUUUUUCUACAAUCAAUAAUACAGAAAAGCUAGUUUGAUUUUUAUUAUCUAC
This is a messenger RNA of Vollenhovia emeryi, 1359 nucleotides long. RefSeq names its product THAP domain-containing protein 3-like. The record is from RefSeq and is a predicted model, not a curated record. Bases 167 to 901 code for a protein of 244 amino acids. The transcript has 3 exons. Gene Ontology annotation, molecular function: sequence-specific DNA binding. NCBI's taxonomy places the organism in Eukaryota, Metazoa, Arthropoda, Insecta, Hymenoptera, Formicidae.